AUGGCUCUCAGCAAUCCACUCCAAAGCCAUGCAGACUGUAAAGAAGGAGAAGAGGCUGGCUGGAGAAUGUGCCAGCAAUUGACAGCAGAUCCAUCUCUUAAUAGCCGUCUCCAAAGCCGAGGUGGUGACUACCGCUUGGAGCUUAGUAUCUUACGGCUCCGGGAACCACCUCUAACCGUAGGCGUAGAUAGAUGGGUGGAUAUAUGGAAAGUGCAAAAUAUUUCGUCACUAGACUUACUUCUCACAAAAGAUGAUGGGCCAGAAUACAGACCAUUCAACGGGCUCGUUGGGAAGUGGUGA
Molecule: messenger RNA, 300 nt
Organism: Echinococcus granulosus
Lineage: Eukaryota; Metazoa; Platyhelminthes; Cestoda; Cyclophyllidea; Taeniidae
Exons: 2
Coding region: 1-300 (99 amino acids)
Source: RefSeq, a predicted model, not a curated record